This is a messenger RNA of Microtus oregoni (creeping vole), 1481 nucleotides long. Its product is annotated as nuclear pore glycoprotein p62-like. The transcript is spliced from 9 exons. Lineage: Eukaryota; Metazoa; Chordata; Mammalia; Rodentia; Cricetidae. The coding region runs from base 134 to 955 and encodes 273 amino acids. Gene Ontology annotation, molecular function: structural constituent of nuclear pore; phospholipid binding. Gene Ontology annotation, biological process: RNA export from nucleus; protein import into nucleus. Gene Ontology annotation, cellular component: nuclear pore; nuclear pore central transport channel. The record is from RefSeq and is a predicted model, not a curated record.
GUCCGCUCGUUUCUCGCCAACUGCUCCUUGCCCGCCUGCGCCUGUACUUCGCGAACGGGAUAGAAAGCUUGCUCCAACACGGAGGUUGCUUCUAUCAUCUACUACUGUGGCCACCACUGACAAUUCAAGUACCAUGUUUCCUACAAUGUCAAAUGUUCCUGCCUGUAUGGCUUCCCAGGAACUCUCAAUCACAACCUCAACGACAACCACUACCACUGUUACCACCAACACCACUACUACAAUUACAAGUGGAUUCAACCUGUAUCUGAAACCACCAGCAUCACCUUGGCAUAACGACACUGGCUUAAUCAGUGUGGCUUCUCUGCCAGUUACCAUGACUGUAAACUCAAUUGCAACUCCUGUGAUGACCUAUGGUCACCUGGAAAGUAUGAUGGACAAGUGGAGCCGUGAACUGCAGGAGCAAGAAAAGCACUUUCUUCACCAGGCCAACCACCUCAAUGUUUGGAACCAGACCUUGCUUGAGAGUGUUGAUGAGAUUACUCUUUUGCAUCGUGAAGUGGAAAGAGUGAAGCUGGAUCAGAGCAGGUUGGAACGGGAAUUGGAUUUUAUCCUGUCCCAGCAGAAGGAGCUGGAACAACUGUUGACCCCCUUAGAGGAGUUUGUGAAGGGGCAGAACGGGCCUUUUAAUCUGCUCUGUGUGGAUAAAGAGUAUGAGAGAAUCUACAGAUUAGCAGAAAAUAUAGAUGCUGAGCUCAAAAGAAUGUCUCAAGAUCUCAAGGACAUUAUUGUUCACCUGAAUUCCCUUGGAAGUCCUGCUGACACUGCCGAAACACUUCAACAGAUUUACAGAAUUCUGAAUGCUCACAUGCAGUCUCUGCAGUGGAUCAGCCAGAAUUCAGGCAUAAUGCAGAGGAAGGUAGAAGAGGUUACAAAGGCCUUUGAGGAGUAUCGACGCAAGGAGCAGGGGUACAACAUGAAGUUUGCCUUUGAAUAAUUAUCACCCUAACCCACUCCGUUUGGAUUAUGCAUCAACCCUGAAUUCUGAUGCUAUUAGAGUAGUAUUUACUGUUACUAAUCUUUGAUUGCAAUAAUUUGUGCAUGUGUUUGAUUAUUUUUCAUUUAAAUAUUGUAGAGAAGUAUCCAAUUUUUCUUUCAGAAGGAAAUGAGAUUAGUGCCGAGGGCAUAACUCAAUGAUAGAGUGCUUACCCAGAAUUAAGUAAAAGGUGUAUUAAGCCCCUUGCCCAGGCAAUAACUUCUUAGGUAUUGAUUUUGUGUAUGUAAUCUAUAUCUUAUCAAUGUAGAGUGUACAUCCUACACCAGUACAUGCCAUCUUCCUACUUAAUUGGGAGAAGAUGUUUGCCAAAACGUACGUGCCACCCAGUCUUUACUGGGUAUUUGUUGCCAUUCAUGUAAAGUGCUGUAUACUGUAAAGUCUCAAGUGAAAUUUACUGUCAACUCUGAGAUAUAGUUUUUAAGGCAUCAUUUUUAUCUGUGAAAGACCAUAUGGGCAAUGAAAGCAA